Mesocestoides corti is the source of this 2373-nucleotide messenger RNA. NCBI's taxonomy places the organism in Eukaryota, Metazoa, Platyhelminthes, Cestoda, Cyclophyllidea, Mesocestoididae. The record is from the annotation of a GenBank genome assembly.
AUGAGUGAUGUGGCCGAUGCUCAGGCCAAGGAUCGCUUCUUGCAAGUUCUUUCUGUAUGUAAAGGAUCAAUUGAUCCGGCACUUCUUAUGGAACGCCUUUCUGAUGAAACACUUGAACAAUUAUCACUGAUUACUUCCCAUAUGCAAACUCGAACUCGAUAUGUUCGCACCAAAACCAGGCUUUUCUACAAGCAACAAAAAUUCAAUCUUCUUCGUGAAGAAAGCGAGGGUUACGCAAAAUUAAUUGUUGAUUUGAGCAACACCCCAGUGGGUUCGGCGGAGGAUUGUAUUACGCACGUCCGCUCUCUCAUUGGUUACUUCGACCUUGACCCAAAUCGCGUUCUUGAUAUCAUCCUGGAUGUUUUUGAAAUACGCCGGGAUGCAUCGUCUUUAUUUAUAGAACUUAUUAACUUGUAUCAACCGGAUAAGGAAAGAGACAGUAAUACACCGGAGUCGUUACAUCGCCUUGCUGCCCUGCUUAUAUCACACAAUCUGAUCGAGGUUGACAUUCUUCUUGGCCACUUACAGCCAGCAGAUUCUGUGAUCCACACCGGUCGCCUGAAAAGCAUUCGGGAGACGAAAGUUUGGAGGCCACUCAUCCAAUCUAGUGCUCCCGCAAUUCAGGGUAGUUUGGACAAUUUCAUUGCGACAAGUACAUUUUCGGCAGCUGGAGGUUCGACUAGCGGAGUUGGGAGCCUCUUGGGUGACCCUAGUCGACCCCCUGGAAUUAGUGUGGACGCGGAUCACUGGAACAGCCCUAACAAUGGAAGUAGCAACAGGCGAGGGGGAGUCGGGCCAGAACCGAUGGAUGAAUGUGAUGACAAAAAAGAUAUGUGGACUCCCGAGGACGACGCUGAGUCGGAUGAAUCGGGAGAAUUUCAAUUCUCUAAUAACCAGAAGUUGGAUCUUUGCGCGGCUUUGGUACGAUCCGGUGACUGGAAAGCGGCGCAGAAGAUUCUUGAUCGAUUUCCUGGCCACUGGAUUGGAUCUCAUAUGCCACUUAACAAGGCCAUUUGUGACUUACUUCACUUUUUGAUUGAACCACUUUAUGCGAACGACGCAUCUCUACCUUCAACGUUGCUGAAACGACGGAAGAAGCCGGCUCAACCAGAGUUAUUUGAGGGUGCUGAGGACAAUAAGACGUUGGAUGUCCAGCAAGCAUCAGACUUUAGUAGUCUUGGACGUCAGGUCCUGCCUAUCACCGGUUACCUUGGACCUUUCCUUUCCAGCGACGUGAUCUUGAUUGUCAAGCUCUGCCGAAUCUGCUCUGUCUAUCUCGCUGAAACGACUGUCGAAAUGGGUAAGUUGUCAAUUGAAAAUGAAGUAAACGCAGCCUUUGAUCCAAACAAACUUCAUCGGCCAAAUUCCUAUGACCAAUACACCAGUGCCGUGUAUCGUCUCUACGGUCAGUGGAAACACCUAAGUUGCCAAAAUGAGCCGGCAUUAUUGCGAAAGCGUACUGUCAUCCUAAGUCGCACGAAGGCAGUAAUGAAGCGCUUGAGUAAGGAGAAUGUUAAGCAACUAGGACGCCAUCUUGGGAAGCUCUCUCACUGCAACCCCGGCGUAAUAUUCGACUUCAUGUUGCACAACAUCCAAAUGUUUACGAAUCUUAUUACACCGGUUGUCGAUUCGCUGAAGUACGUAAGCAGCCUCGGAUACGAUGUGCUUGCAUUUUGUCUCAUUGAAGCCCUGGCGUCGGACAAAACAAAAGCAAACUCCUCAGAAAUGGGAGGAAACUUGCAUGCACUGUCCACUUUUACUGGAGCCCUGUGCAAGAAGUACCAGUUUGAUUUGGCCGGAAUCCUUCAGUACAUAUUGAAUCAGCUCAAAGCUGGAAGAAGCGAAGAUCUGUUGAUCCUGCAGGAAGUAAUUCACCAGAUGACAGGCCUUGACCCCUACGAGGAAAUGACCGAUGAGCAACUGGAAGCGGCAUCCGGAGGCGAAAUUCUUCUUCAAGAGGGUGGAUACUACGCCCAGAUCCGAAAUGCUCGUCGAAAUGCGAAUCGUCUUAAAGAGGCCCUCAUAGAAAAUAAGGUCAUAAUGCCACUGGUCUUUCUAAUGGCACAACAGAGGGACGCAAUUCUGUAUCUAGACGAUCCAGAACGACAUGUAAAAACUGCCGGACGACUCUAUGAUCAGUGUCAGGGAACCUUGGUUCAGUUUAUCACUUUUCUCAGCCUUCAGUUGUCACGAGAAGAAAUGCAAGCACAGUGCUUCUCUAUUGAUCAGAUGAUGAGUGAGUACUUCGUUCCAGCCGACACAGCUUUCUGCCUCUUCCGGAACCUCUUUCUCCAAAAAGUCGCUGUACGUCGCUUGUUUGAGGCUGCCUCUGAAAAGUCCGCAGAAGGCGAUAAAGCCGCUCCAGGAAACAAG